Molecule: messenger RNA, 9956 nt
Organism: Closterium sp. NIES-67
Lineage: Eukaryota; Viridiplantae; Streptophyta; Zygnematophyceae; Desmidiales; Closteriaceae
Source: the annotation of a GenBank genome assembly
CGUCUUGUCUCGUCACGUCAUUUAUUUGGUCGCAUCGCGUGACAGGGAACAAUACCUGCAGCACAAGACCACUCAGGCGCUUCCCAUGGUAGUAUACCCAGGUGAGAAGACGCCAGCAGCCGCCUCUGCUCUGCCUCUGCUGCAACAACACUCCGCUUGAGAUUCAUAUAAAUGGCGUUCUAUGACAAAGGUAGACGCUGCGUGCCGCGGAUUCCCUCCGCGUCUCUGCAUAGCAUUUGGUAGCAAGCGUCGGCGAUUCUGCUCGCAAAUACCGCUUGCCGUAAAUACGGCUUGCUUCAAAGAAUGCUCUCUGCUCGAAUUGACUGGCCGUGCUCCACGCUCCGGCUGCCCGCUUUCAGCCGGCCUCGCGAACGAUCGCUGAGUGCUCAGAGCUGAUAGCUCACGAAUCGCGAAACGAAUCACGAAUGCUCCCUGCUCCCUGCUCGAGCCCGCCGCAAUGCUCGCCGAGAUCCGCAGUGAGAGUGCGGUGGUCGGCCGGUCCUCUCCCGACGCGCAGCGGAAGGAGCGGAGCAGCGGCAAAGAGCGGAGCAGCGGCAAGGAGAAGCAUGGGAAGGAGAGGCGGGCAAGUAUGGACGGGUCGAGGAAGCACCACGGCAAGGGCAAGGGGUCAGUAGAGCCGCAGCAGCAGGAGCAGCAGCAGCAGCAGCAACGGCAGCAGCAUGGGUUGUUGCAUCAUCACGAUCGUGACGGUGGGGAGGGCACGGACGCGACAUUCCGCAAGUGGUACAACAGUAAGAGCCGCAAGCUCGCGCUGCUCGUCUCGCACGACAGCAGCAGCGACCCUCACAAGCGCGCCGAGCCUGCCAAUACGACUACUAAUACCAAUACCAAUACCACUGCUACUGCUACUACUACGACUCCUGAGCAGCACGGCUCCCACACCCCGCGCACUGCCUCCCGCUUCCACGGGCUCUUCCGCAAGUCCGCCACCACCGACUCCCCCGCCGCUGGCGCGCUCGACUCCCCCGGCGCCCCCGCGGAGGGGGGAAGAACCCCCCCCGGCGCAGGCACGGGCGAUGUGACGCCGGAGCAGAUGCUAUCCCCCAUAGGGCUCUCCCCGGUGGACGCGCACGCGCGGGGAGGAGUAGCGGCGGCGAUCAAGAAGGGCAUGUGGAAGCUCGGCGCGCUUAGGCGCUCGGUCAAUUCCGCCUCGUCCCCUUCCCAUGGAGCGGGGGUUACCAGCAGCAGCGGCGACGCGUGUAACAGUGGCGAAGACAUGGGCCUGGGCUCGUCAGGCGCCGAGAGCAGCGAGGCUAGGCCGUUGACUCCCGCGGCCGCCACGCAGAAGUCCCCCGUGGCAACGGUCCGGCCACAGACAGCAGACGCCGCUGCGGCGAGUCCCAGGAGCUUCAUGGGCGCCGCCUUCCCCUUCUCCCUUGACCGACGAAAGGAAGCCGCCAAGAAGCUCCAGCAAGCAGCAGCCCUGCUCCCUCUCACCCCCAGCCCCCUCUCCAGCCCUAUUAAUGCCAGCGCAGGGGCGCCAGGGGGGGGGAGAGUCCCCAGCGUGUCCAGCCUAGACGGUCCAGGCGGGGGCUUGGCCUGUUCCCCCCUGUCUACCCCCUCGCCGUUGCUCACCCCGGGGGGCGCGGAGGGCAGGGGCAGGCGGCGGGGGCUGCUGGACUGGGAUCUAGUCUCCCCCACCGCUGCAGGGCUGCUGGGGGGGGCCUCGCGCAUGUUUGGGGGGGACUCGCGCAAGCAGCAGCAGCAGGGGUGGGGCGACGGAGGAGGGGGUAGCAGCGCUGGGUGCGUAAGGCCGAUGAGCAGUGGCAGCAGCAGGGUGGCGCGUCGGAGCAGCACGAGCGGCAAGAAAGAGCUGAAUCGGUCUCCUGGGGACAGCUCCAGUGGCGGGGGAGGGAGUGUUGGGAGAGGAGGAGGAGGAGGGGGGGGGGACGGGGGAGGGGAAGGAGGGAGAGGGGCGGGAGGUGUGCCUGCGUCUGUGUCAGACAGCUCAACGCAUGUGCUGCUGGGGCGCGCAGUGGGCACGCCUAGCUGGCUCAAACCACAUGCCGCCGCCGCGUCAAGUGCUGCAGAUUCUGCAAACUCUGCGGAUGCUUCACGCAGCGCAGCAGCCGGGGGGAAAGCUGGCGGCGCAAAUUCUGCAGCAGGCCAGGAGGAGCAAGUAGCAGCGGCGGGGCAUGGCGACACCGCAGGGCCAGUGCCACGCGGCAAGCAGCAGCAGCAGCAGCAGCAGCAGCAGAAUGACGGGGAAGACAAGGGGCCGGCGUUAUCUGGCAGGGUUGAUUCCGGCAGGACUGUCAGCUGGGAGAGGGGGCUGGAAUUCGAAGGGGAGGGGUCAGGCGUCUCCGGUGCAGCGGCUGGAGCUAGUGCAGGGGCAGCAGGGGCUGCAGGCACAGCGUCAGCGUCUGCCUCUGGCUCUGCAUCUGCUGCAGGCGCGCCCUCCGGAGGGGCUGUGAUCCGCAGGGAGCGUCGCUUGGGUCGCAGCCGAUCGCGCGCAGCAGCGAGCGGGGAGCUGCUCGCUCGAGCAGUGAUGUCCCCCUCUCUCCUGGACUCCGACCCGCUCCUCGCCGUCGACGCUGCUCUCGCGUCCGUUGACGCCUCCUCCUCUGCUGCAUUCUUUGGCUCAGGGGAAUUCACCCUGGAUCAGGUGCUCACCCCCCUCACCGUCCCCAACACGCCCACUGGCAGCAUCCCCAGCACGCCAUCCGCUGCCCUUCUCUUCUCCCCCCGUACCGGGGGUUCUGCUUGGGUAACGCCCUCCCCCCGCCCAGCUCGUAGCCCCAGGGGCUCCGGAGCAGAAGGCGCAGCAGCAGCAGCAUCAGCAGCGGCGGCGGCGGCAGCAGCAGGGGGGAGUGCUGCGGGGCGCAGGCACCAGCGGCGCCGCAGUACGUCGCGGUCAGGGGCGGAUCUGGCUGGCGUGCUGGCGUGGGGGGAGGGAGGGGGCGCGGGGGCAGGCGGAGUGGGGACAGGGGGGACGGGGGGGAGUGGAGUUUUGGUGCUGGGCGCGAAGAGUCCGCGGGGAGGAAAGGGUGGGGUUGGGGGUGGGGAGAAGGACAAAGGGGGGAGGGAGAAGGGGGAGAAGGCGGAAGGUGGAGCUGCAGGGUCGUCACCCAAGGGGAACAAGAAGGGCGCAGGGGCAGGUGGGGGAGAUGGCGGGGGGAAGAAAGGGGAGACGACAGAGAAAGGAGGAGUGGAUGGGAAGGCAGGAGGGGAGGGGAAGGGCGGAGAGCGGUCACACCGGCGUUCCAAGUCUCGCGCCCGGCCAGACAUGCUGCAUAUACCGCCCAAGCACCACAGUGAGGCGUGGGCGCAGGGGGGCCCCAAGAGCGCUCCCAAUGCUGCAGCCGCUGCGGCUGCUACACCUGGUGAUGCUGAUGCCAAUGAGCGGCGGGAGCAGAGGCAGAGGAGGAGGGAGAGAAGCCGGUCGAGAGUGAUGGAGGAGGGGCAGCUAGGGGCCGGUGGCACUGCUGGUAGCGUUGGUAGUGGGUUUGGCAGUGGGGGCUCGGGAGUGGAUGGUGCUGGGCAUGGCUUGCCGCCCUUGUCCCCUCGUAUCAUCCCACACACCCCCGCUUCGUCCUCCGCCCGUGAUGCUCCCCCUUUACCCACCGCCUUUACUCCUGCUCCUGCUCCACCCAUGGCAACAGCUGCAGACACCAAGGAGACGACAGAAAGCAGGGCGCCACAAAAAGCAGCAGAAGCAGCAGAAGCGGCAGAAGCAGCAGCUCCCUUGAUUCCAUCUGCUGAUGCCUUCUCGUUUCCCACCACUCCUCCUGCCGCCGCUGCCAUCGCUCCCCCCCCACUGCCUGUGGUUGCUGCAGCAGCAGGCACAGGGAAGAGGGUGAAGGAAGAGGGUAGUGCUGACGGGGUAGGAGGAGUGGAGGUGGGAGAAGGGGGCGCAGAUGGUGUCAGUGGGGGGAUAGAACAGGAGGCUGGUAUGGGGGUGAAUGCGGGCAGUGAAGGAGGUGGGAAGGAGGAGACAGGGGUGGAAGGAAGGCGUGCAGUGGGAGACAUGGGGUUGACAGGUGUACUUGUGCAACCUCUCGGGUAUCUUUUGCCCACCGGCUCUUCACAAGCGGCAGCUGCUGCCGGUGCGAAUGUGCCUGCUCCUGCGGUCGUCUCUCCUGUUUCUCAGACACACGCAACGGAGGUAGAGGCAAAGGUAGAGGCAGGAGCAGGGGCAGGGGCAGGUGCAGAGGCAGGAGCAAAGGCAGAGGAAGAGGCAGCAGCUGGGAGAUUGGUGGAGGAUGCAGCUGCUGCUGCAGGCGAGAGGGAAGGUGACAAGGGCGCUGUAGGGAUAGAGAGCAUUGACCGCAGUGGGGCUGGUGGGGCUGAGGCAGGGAGUGGCACUGGUGUGGGGGGGGAUGGGAGGAACUGCGAGGAGGGAGGGGCGGUAGUGAAACGCUGUGAAUCGGAGGCUUUGAGUGAGACGGUGGAGGAGGGAGAGCAAGGGGUGUGCAGGGUGGAGGGAGAGAACCAGGCUGGGAGCAGCAAGGCGGGAGGAGAGGGUGGAAGUGGAAGCAGCGGAGUGGAUGCAUGUGUGGGUGAUAACGAGCGGAGUGCGGCGAUGGUGAACGGGGGAGAGGCGGCGGUAGGGGCGCUUGAGGUAGAGGCAGGUGUGGUGGUGGUGGUGGAAGGCAGUAUGGUGGAUGAUGGGGCAAAGGUGGCGGAGGAUGCAAGGGCACGAGCUGGGGAGGAGGAGCAGCUGGGAGCAAAGGGAGGAGUCGGAGGGGAGGGGGGGAAUGGAGGGGAUGGAGGGGCGGGAGGGGAGGGAGGGGAGAAAGGAUUGGUGGAGGGGCAGCAGCUGAGACUUGACGUGGAAGAUAGGGGGGAAGGUGGUGGGGAGGGAGGAGGAGAAAAUGGUGAGGGGGAAGGCGAGGCUACUAGCCCACAGGUGCUGCUGUUGAGACAGGAGGGGAUCAGAGGACCUGCAAGGGAACUAGUGAGCGAAGAGGAGGAGGAAGAGGAGGAGGAGGAGGAGGAGGAGGAGGAGGAGGAGGAUAUUUAUGAGGAUGAGGUAGAGGGUGAGUAUGCUGACGUGGAUGAUGACAUGGUGGUUGAUGCUGAUUCGAUGAGUGAUGACGGUGGUGGUUCGCUGAGUGACCACGAUGGGUUUGAUUCGGAGUAUAGUGAUGAUGGGAUGCACUCUGAUGAAGAGGGGGAGUAUGGCACAGAGGAGGAGGAGGAGGAGAGUGAGGGAGAUGAUGGGGCCAAUGUGGGUAGUGCAUUGGUCGGAGGUGGGCGGGUGAGGAGGAAGAGGGAAGGAGGGGAGUUGGUGGCGCAUGGGAAGGGGGGGGGAGUUCGGUACAGAGGGCGAGGGAAUGAGGUUAUGGAUGGGGACGAGGACUGGAGUGAGGAGGAGGGGGAGGAGGAUGGGAUGUCUCCAGGUGCAAGCACACACGCGAUGACUUUUGAGUCGACUCAAAUGUCUCCUGGUGCAAGCACGCACGCGCGGGGGCAUGGGCUGGGUGGGCGGGCAGGUGGGCACAGGCGCAGGUAUGGCGAUGAUGAAUACGAGGAGGAGGAGCUCGUUGACUCGGACGAUGCUAGCUCCCACGACCUCAGCCACGACCAGGACCAUGAUCGCGAUCACGAUCGUGAACUCGAUUAUGAGCACACCACCCAUGCUCCGAUCGACGAGGAAGUCCCUCCAGAGCUGCUCUACGUGCGCACGCUCUCCAUCAUGCGCCGCCCAGAAAUUGCCCAUGCGCACGCGCACCCCCAUGCUGCGCAUGCCCCGCCCGCCGUGCCCGCCCGCGUGCUCCACCGGGAGUUUGGCCCCGUCGCGGCGGCGCGGCGGCGCGCGCAGCAGUGCCGCGACCACUGGUCGUGGCUCUUCAUGCAGUACCUGGAGAUGAUGCUGCAGCGCCUCGCGGGGCAGGAUGAUGAUGAUGACGCCGCCAUGCUGCCGCUCAUGCCCGGGGGAGCCCCACAUCAUGCCUUUGGCGCUGAUGACGAUGACGAUGAUGACGAUGGUGCAGGUGUGCCGUAUGCAUCCAACCGUAGCGCAGGGGGGGGAGGAGGUGGGGGAGGGGGAGGGGGGGGCUCGUCUGCGUCUUCCUCUCGUGGUCGAGGUGGGCCUGUGUCUUCUCUAUCGGACCGGUCGUGGUCGGAAGCGGCGCCUGUGUGCGUCACGCGCAUCACGCACCGGCGCCGCAGCCGGCACUGGUCGGCCACUGAUGCUGUGCGGGAGUACGAAUGGGUGCGGCGGAAGUUCAGAGGAGUGGCGGACAGCGCAGAGAAGCUCAGUGAGGCGCAUGUGGGGGAGGUGUUUGUUGCGGGGCUGGCGGUGUGGCUCAAGUACUGGGAGCAGUGGGGGGAGGUGAAGCCCCAGUGGGUGGUGGAGGAAGAGGAGGAGGAGGAACAGGCGAGCAGGGAUAGGGAGAGGGACAGUGUGAGUGGCGGGGGGAGCAGUGUGGGCGGGUUUCUCUCGCCGCGGUUUCUGGACUCUGCUGGUGCGUCCCCUUUGAGGGAUCCCUUAGGUAGUGGCUCGAGCUCACCCUGGAGGGAAAGGGAGCGGGAACGGGAGAGGGAGAGGGAUCGGGAGAGACCGAGGGAUAGGGAGCGAGAUAGGGAGCGGGAGAGGGAGAGAGAGAGGGUGAGGGAGAGGGAGUGGGAGAAGGACAGGAGCAGGGAAAGGGAAAGGGAGCGAGAGAGGGAGGGUUCAGGGUCGUCAUGCCGCUAUUCAUACGAUGGUGGUGCUGGCGGCAUGGGAAGGCAGGAGCGUGAGUCCCUGAGUAGGCAAGAACACCAUUCCAGAAGGCGCAGCACUGCAGGCAGCACAGCAGGAUCAAUAGCAGCAGGUGGUGCUGAUGCCGGCUCAGCAGCAGACUCAGCAGCAGCAGGGUACGGAAGGGUUGGGACGGGGAAGGGAUGGGGACCAGAAGGGAGCCUGCAAGCCAGGCUACUCUCGGAAGCUCUAGGCACUGGGCAGCCGCAGCCUGCCACUUGCUCCCAGGAUGAUAUUCUCCUUGUGGCCGGGCUAGGCGCCGCCAUCAGCUCGUGGCAGCCGGCGACGGCGUGCGUGUGCCUCCUGCGCCUCCUGCACCGCAUUGCACGCUUUGAGCUCCUCGCGAACAACUUCGCAUGGCCAAGAGAAGGCUCGCUGACCAUGUCCAUGCGAGAGGGCUCGCUGGGGUCGGGUCUUGUUCGGGACGGCAGUGGCAGCUUUGCCCUGCACCCCAGAACGGCUUCGUCCCGCUCCCUCACACCGCCGUCUCGCACCACUGGACUGGCUGGGUCAGGGAACAUGGGUGCUCUGAUGGCUGCUGCUGCUGCUGGGGGGGGGGGAGGCGCAGGGGGGGCAGCGGCAGCAGGAGCAGGAGCAGGAGGAGGAGGGGGAGGAGGUACGAGUGGUGGCAGUCAGCCUGGGUCCCCUGGGUGGACUAGGCGCAGAGCAGUGUCAGUGUCAAAUGCUGGGCUCGGCCUGGAAUCUGCGGCAGGGUUGGGAGGGGGAGGAGGCGGUGGUGCAGGGACAGGGCAGCAGCAACAGCACCUGAGCCAGCAGCAGCAGCAGCAGCAGCAGCAGCAGCAGCAGCAGUCACAUACGAAGCACAGCAGUCUUCUGUCCUUCCCUGUGGGCUUCCCCCGUCCCUCAUCACCCUUCUUCACCUCCAGAUCCUCCUCCUCAAACCCCCCAUCCUCCUCUAUGCCCCCCCUGCCCCCCUCCGCCUCCGCCUCUGCCUCCCCCCCAUCGCUCUCUACUCUCACUGCCUCCUCCCUCUCUUCCUCCCCCCACACAUCUACCUUUCACCAGCCUCCCAGCACCACCAGCACCUCGCUCCUCUCCUCUGCCCCGGACCUCCCCAGCUUCAGCCGUGUGCUUAACGUGCGGGUUCCCUCCAACCUCCCUUCCUGCCGCUCCUUCGUCCUCUCCUGCCUCAAAGCCGUCCUCACAGCAUGCCACGACCGCACCCUCACUCCCCCAAACCCUCCCACCUCCCCAACUUCCCCAAGCCACCCGACGUCCUCUCAACACCACCCACUCUCCUCCUCCUCCCCGCCCCGGCCCAGCCUGCUGUUACCCGGUAACCAGACCCAGAAGCCCUGGCAGCCGAUGCGCCUGGCGAGUCUCGCCGAAGUGGCACUAGCCGAGGGCAUAGCUCGUGCUAAGCACAGCAACUUGUCCGAACGAUGCGAGGAGAUCGAUCGCCUCUACUACAGCUUGGGCCUCGGCCCGGGGGUUCUAGCAAUGAACCUGGCAGCAGAGAUGAGGGAGAUGAAGCAUCUGCACCCGGAUGACCUUGUCUCUCUGGCGUUGCACAUGGAGUCGCUGGGGUUGGAAGAAGCGGCGUUCCAUGUGGUGCUGUGUGCCGUGGCGUCGGGGCGGCUGCCUGCUGAUGGGUUUGACCAUGUGAUCCGCAUGGUGUUUCAGGGGAGUGGGGCCGAGUCUGUCAAUGCCAGGUUCGCCCGCCUUGCCACCACGGUCAAGACUGCGCAUAUUGCAACAGUGGAGGGCGGAGGAGGAGGGGGUGGGGGUGGUGGGGGUGGUGGGGGUGGUGGGGCUGGCAACGGUCCUGGUGGCGUUGGCGGUGGCGCUGCAUUCGGCGGCAGUGGCAGCGGCAUCGAGCGCAGCAGCAGCGGUAUCAGCGUCAGCAGCGGCAUGGGGAUGGAACGCUGUACCAGUGGUGUGAGCAGCAGGGCUUGCAGGCCGGCAUCAUACGUAGCAGAGCUAGCAGACGCCAUGCUACGCUGCUCUGAGAUGAAGCUACGCCACCCCUGGGCAUACGAAGUCACCCUCAACUUCCUCCGCAUGCACUCCAGGGGGCUGCUAGGCGGGCCCGGGGCAGCAGGCGGCGCUCUGGGGGUGUCUCGAAUGGGUAACGUGGUGGUGGACUGGAGAGAGAAGGAGCUUAGUGCUCUCGUGAUACUGAACCGGUGGCUGGGGAGUGGCGCAGGCCAGGGGGGGGGGGGCGAGCAGGGCGCAGGGAAGGGGAUGCGGGAGGGGGCUGCGGGGGCUGAGAGGGAGGAGCGGGCAAUCGAGGUGAUAGAGAGGAUGGUGGAGCCGGCGACGGAGGUGGGGUGGGCGGUGUGGCUGCGGAUAGGGAGGAACCUGGAGACGGACCUGCACCUGCCGCUGCUGCUCGAGUCCAUGCAUGUCAAAUCGCUCAUGCACACAUACGAGGCCAUAGACGAGGAGGGCUCUUGUGCGGACCCCCUAGAUCUAGAAGUCUUUGACUGGGGCCUGCGCGGGCUCCUCCUAGCCCUCCCGGAUUCCACGUCCCCCUCACUCCGCCCGGCCGCGCUGCUGGAGAUCGUGUACCCGCUGGACGAGGAGAAGCCCGACCUCUCGCUCGCCGUGGCGUCCCGGCUCGCUGCGACUGUCGGGGAGAGCCGCAAGUGGCCGCUUGGGGACGUGUCGGUGCUGGUGGCGCAGAUACUCACCAUGACGGAUGACUGGCAUCUGAGCCCCACGCAGAUGUCGCGGGCAGUGAACGUGGCGUGCCGGCUGUGGGGGUGGGCCAUGCCCAAGCGAACACAGCUGGUGGCGCAGUGUGAUAAUGCGGAGGAGGUGAGGGAGGUGAUGGAGCGCAGUGCAGCCUCCAUCUGGCGCUCCGUUGCUGCUUCAGGGGCGUCUCCACGGAAUUUCUGACAAGGGUUGAAUCUGCUGCUGCAAGCAAAAGAAAAUGUACUUUCCCUCAUGUCCGCUGGAGUGAAAGGCAGGCCUUGUUUUGCGCCGUGGAUUGCGCGUGUCGGGUGUGUGCUACAACCUACGCUCGUGUGUUGUGUUACGUCGUACCGGUACUACAACAUAUGCUCAACCCAUCUGUGUGCAUCGCUGUCAUUUGUUGGGCCAUACUGUGCCUAUCCUUCGUAGCCUGCUGCUAGGGUAUUGUCCACAGACAGGUUUUUGUGCUGUUGUGUAGGUGUGGUUCCAUGUAUACUAGACGAAUGCUAGAGAAAGUGGUUGGUCUUGUAAAUGUUGUGGUGCUAUUUAUACGGUAUUACUGUGAGCAACAUGUAUUGAUUGAGAGACCUCG